UACCUUUCAACAAUAUUGCACGAAUGAAGUGAACCCUCGUUUUUCUGAAGCUCACUGUUCAUGGUGUCAAUGGCGAGCUCUACUGAAACCUCAAAAUGGCUGACUUUAUCCGUCACACUCGCCCUCGCCACCGUUUCUACAUCCACCGCCGUAUCGGUUUACUAUUGGAGUAAGAGAAAAACGCAAGAUUCCGAUGAUAAGCUUAUAAAGGAACUUCAAAAAUCUCUGAAGGAAUCAUUAGAAAAGUGUGCUGCUGAGAGGCAAGGCCGAAUUAGAGCUCAACAGGAUUUAAGAAAAGCAAUGCUCCAAGCUAAAACAGAUAACUUGGAGACGAUUUAUCCCAUGGCUACUAUUGCCAUCAUCAGAUCUUGUUUCUCAACGAGGAAUGGAACACCAAGGCAACCUCUAAUUGUACCUCUUGCAAGGGCAGUUUUGACAUUUGAUACAUCCCGGGUCCCACCAUCUUCUCUUGAAGGUCUUGAAGAGUAUUCCCAUUGUUGGAUCAUAUAUGUUUUUCAUCUUAAUACAGAUCUUGAAAAGUUAUGGAAACAUCCAUCUAGGUCUAAGUUGAAAGCAAAGGUAAGAGUACCAAGAUUGAAAGGUGAAAAGAAGGGGCUCUUUGCUACAAGAUCACCACAUCGCCCAUGUCCAAUUGGUCUUACAGUUGCAAAAGUGGAGUCAGUUCAAGGAAAUAGCAUCCUGCUUUCUGGUGUGGAUUUGGUUAAUGGCACUCCUGUUCUGGAUGUGAAGCCCUAUCUACCAUACUGUGAUAGCAUCAAAGAAGCAGUAGUGCCCAAUUGGGUUAAGAUGGAUGAUAUGUUGGCUGUGGGAUCUGUUGAUUUCUCUGAUGAUUUUUUAGCAACUUUAACUCGUUAUUGGCCUACAAUGGUUAAGAAGUCGUUAUAUAAAUCACCCGAAGAAUUUAAAAGUUUAAUAAAACAAGUGCUUUCAUGGGACAUAAGAUCGGUAUCACAAAGAAUCCAAGAUGAAGAAGAAGAAUCUUCUACAAAUGAAUCUCAUGAUACAAUUUAUCACGUGAAUUUAGAAGGAUUUGAUGUUACAUAUAGAAUUACAUUAAAUGGUAAUGUACUUGUGGAUGAUAUUACCCUAGUAUUAUUAACUUGAAAAAAAAAAAAAUUUGGAGACUUUUUUUUUGUAUUUUAAAAAGACAUAUUAGAUGAUAUUGUCUUACUUUU
Messenger RNA from Lactuca virosa, 1196 nucleotides. Lineage: Eukaryota; Viridiplantae; Streptophyta; Magnoliopsida; Asterales; Asteraceae. The record is from the annotation of a GenBank genome assembly.